AUGGAGGGAAGCAAUGCUCCUCCAGAUGGAGCGCUGCCAUUCUCCGAUGUUACAGGGCUGUUGGCCGCAGCUGCCAGCGCAGAAAAGCAACAGGCAAUCGUGGCACGCAUCUACGUAGCUCCACCUGCCGAACCGACAUCGUCGUCGUCGUCCUCCAUCGAUCAAUUCGCUCAGCUUUCACUCGUUGCAGCUCGCCUGCGACAGAUCAUUCACGAACACUCGCGCUCCUCGCCCGACCUCGGCAUCGAUCAGUACAUCUGGCACCGCGAGCCGCCAGCCAUCUCGAUCGUCAACCCGCCGGCCUCGUCUCGAGCCUCUACGUCCAAGCAGCCCGCACAGCCAGCGCACAUCCUCUUCCAUCUGCGUACCGAUGGCGAAUGCAUGGAGGACGAAUGGUUCGCCACGCAUCUGCUGCUGCGCGCCUCGAGCGAGCUCGCCGAGCACGCGCUUUGCAUCAGCAUCGAGGACGAGGACGGUCAGUUCCUCCUCAUCGAAGCGGCCGACCAUCUGCCAGACUGGGUCACGCCCGAAGGCGUCGUCAACCGCGUAUGGAUACAUGACGGACAUCUGCAUCUCGUGGCGCCACACCUUGCGCAAAUCUCUGACGAAGCCAUCCCGAUUCCGCGGGCGAUCGAAUUGGUGCGCGACCCGUCCGUGCUCACGACCGCGCCCGACGAUGUCGAAGCGGCAGCCUUGGCGCGUGCGUACGAGUAUCCAUCAACAGCAUCGAGUCACCACCACCGUACACUCGCAUUUCUACCGCGCCAAGUCGCACAGGCGCUCGAGGCGGAGCCACAGCUUAUAGCCAGCUGCGUUGCCGCCAUCCAGUCGCGCGACCCGCUCAGCUCUCGCUCGGCAUCUCGUCUCGUCCGCUUCCCACCGCCCACCCAACCCACAUCCUCUAGCAGCACCGCAACAGCCUCUCAGCAGGAUCAAUCAAGCCCGAAUGACAUUGUGUUGACGCGCGUCCGCAUGACUCGCCAUCUGUACGCACAGCUGCUGCACGACCGCUUCUUCCCUCCGCGCCAGCUUGGGCCGCAAUGGCAAGCCGCUGUCGAGCGCUUUCGUAUGCAUGUCCACUCUCGCAGCUCUGCCCAGAGCGGGCCAAAGAUUCAGGACGAGCAGCAAGUGCAGGCCGAAAUCGCACACGGCCGUUGGCAUGAUCUGGGCGCCAAGAUCUGGUGCGGUCUCGAAAUGGCGUUUGCCGAAUCCUCUACCCGCCGAACUCGCUCCGGCGGCCGUUCUAUAGAUCCACAGGUGGCCAUUUCGGAGGCAGAGCGUCAAAAGCUGCUUGCCAGCCUCGAAAGGAUCGGCUUCUUUCAGGGCGAACUGCAGGGCAGUGCCAAGUGGAAGCAGCUCGAGGCACAGGCACUCGUGCAGUACGUCCAGACCUCGACUACCAACGUCAAUCCCGAACAGACUCCGCUCUGCGAAACAGUCGACCUUAUACUUUCGACCUCAUCCGUGCCGGCCAUCCAGUCGUAUCCCCCCGAAGCGGCGCUAGAUGAGCUGCGGCGGCACGAGGACGACGAUGCAUGGCUACAUCUCUCACCCGGCGAGGUCGAGUCGAUCCUUGCUGCUAAAUCUGGCCCGAACCAGGAAGCGCCACGGGCUGUUGAUGAAGACGACGCCUUUCAACGGCUGGGUGCCUUCAACACCAAGAUGGCUGCGUUCCUCGAGACCAAGUCCGACGUGCGCGGUGCGGUGUUCGAAGACGAAGCCGAGGCCAUGCUCGACGACGACGAGCUCUUGUUCGAGGACGAAGACGAAGAGGAGCAGGAGCGGCGCAUUCGCGUCCAAGUCUCGCAGCGUCUCGAGCGCGAUGGCGAGGAAGAAAAACGAAAGAUGCUCGAGCGUCUGCUUCCGCGCAUGUCUGAUACCGAGUGGUUGCGUCCCACCUGCUCCUCGACUGCAAAGGGCAAUGCAGGAUUCGUCGACUCGAUCGAUGCGCUUUCCGCCUCUCGCGCGCCCCCGCCGGUCGCGGGGGAAGCAACAGUGGUCGUUGGCAACCACCUCAGUGCGGCCGAGGGAGAGCUUCGACGCAGGUUGGCGUCGCAGUACAUGCGCGACACCUCGGCACUGCUCUCUAGCCAGGGUCACGAGCACAUCGACGGAGCGGACGAGUCGGACGGGGAGAUCGAAGAGGAAGUCGAGCCCGAGGUGCGACGCCAGCGUGCGCAGGAGUACGACUUGGAUCCCGACGUGCCCGACCUGCCCGAGUCGGAUGUGCAGGAUGGACCUGAGGCGUGGGACGAGGAGACAGAGGUAGCCAACAUGCUCGAAUUCGCGCGCAUCAGCCUUGGCCUCUCAAAGGAGCAGUACGAAGAGAUCCUCAGCGACCGCAAGCAGAGGGGCAAAUUCGUACCGUUCCAAUCGAGCGCAGCCAAGACAUCAGCGCCACAGACGCCAAAGCCGGCCAAGGCGGCAAAGGCGGCAAGAGUCGACGAGGUGGAAAUGCAGGAGCAAGUACAAGACGUGGAGAUGUCUAAGUUUGAAGAUGUUAUGGCAGCCAUGGAUCGUCGACUCAACAGUCUCAAAACCACCUCUGCCAGCCGCACCACUCCACAGACUCAGGAGGGUGCCUCCAAGCCGGACGAUGUGGACGCAGAACUACUUUCGCACCUGCUGACGUCCGAAGGCGACCUGCCAGCAUCCUUGGAGUCGCUCCUUGGCCGUGGAGACGCGGUGGAGGCGGAACAGCUCGCCUCGUUCCUGCGCUCGUUCCAGGCCCAGUCGGGUGCGGCUGCCACCGGGCCCGUCCAGCAGCUCAUGCAGAGGUUCGGCCUAGGAUCGCUCCCCGCCGACCAGGACUGCUAA
This is a messenger RNA of Moesziomyces aphidis, 2817 nucleotides long. The record is from the annotation of a GenBank genome assembly. NCBI's taxonomy places the organism in Eukaryota, Fungi, Basidiomycota, Ustilaginomycetes, Ustilaginales, Ustilaginaceae.